UAUGGUUCUUCGUCCCGUCAAUCAUCGCUGAAGUUUGCUUCUCUUAGUUCCCUUGUCUCCUUUUCUCUCUUUCCCUCUUUCUGAGUGUGUGUCUGUAAGUGUCUGUGUGUCUGUCUAUCUCCGAGUUUCUUAGUCUCUGUCUCUGGCUCUGACUCUGGCUCUGGUCUCUGACCGCCCCUCUGCCUAGAGCAGAGCGGGGCAAUCUGUCAGCCCAGCCAGGGGGGAGCCGCCUCGCCCGGGCUCGGGUUACCGGUGACUGACAGCGUCUCCAUGGCGAAUAAUUUGACUCCAACUAUUGUCUGGCGCGGGCAGGCCCCGGGUCAGAUAACCGGACCAAUCAGGGCGCGGGCCGCCGCAGCUCAUGCCCGCUUAGAAUAAUAUUAUUAAAAAAGCAGCGAGAGAGCUAGACGGGAGAGCGAGAGAGAAGCGGGCGGCGGGACCUCGCCGGGCGGCGGAGUAUGCAGAGGAGUGUCCCAGGCCAAGCUGCGAGGAACCGAGCUGAGGCCACCGGCUGCUGGAGAGCCAGAGACAGGCGCGGGAGAUAUUGCGGGGCCCCAGCCUUUUGCAAGCACUUACCAAAGUGACUUAGGAACUUCUUUUGUGCCUCCACCCCUCUCCCCCGCUAACUCCCAGCCCCCGUUAUUUUUUCCGACUGCUUCUGUUGGGCCCAUCUUUCUUGGCUGCCUCGAAAACCCGGCGGGCGCCCCAGAUGCAGGGCGGUGCGGUACUGUGAGCACCUCGGGGCUCGGCGGGGGGUCGGAGCCGCAAGUCCAGGCCGAGGGAGGCUUCAGAGGGUGGGGCCAGGCCCGGGCCGCAGCCCCGGAUGGUGAGCAGGGCCCCGGGGUGGCCAGCACCAUGUCCAUGCUGCCCACAUUCGGCUUCACGCAGGAGCAAGUGGCGUGCGUCUGCGAGGUGCUGCAGCAGGGCGGCAACAUCGAGCGUCUGGGACGUUUCCUCUGGUCUCUACCGGCCUGCGAGCACCUCCACAAGAACGAGAGCGUGCUCAAGGCCAAGGCCGUAGUCGCCUUCCACCGGGGUAACUUCCGCGAGCUCUACAAGAUCCUGGAGAGCCACCAAUUCUCUCCUCACAACCACCCCAAGCUGCAGCAGCUCUGGCUCAAGGCACACUACAUCGAGGCGGAGAAGCUGCGCGGCCGGCCGUUGGGCGCCGUGGGCAAGUACCGAGUGCGGCGCAAGUUCCCGCUGCCCCGCUCCAUCUGGGACGGCGAGGAGACCAGCUACUGCUUCAAAGAGAAGAGCCGCAGCGUGCUGCGGGAGUGGUACGCGCACAACCCCUACCCGUCCCCACGGGAGAAGCGGGAACUGGCGGAAGCCACUGGUCUCACCACUACGCAAGUCAGCAACUGGUUCAAGAACCGGAGGCAACGGGAUCGGGCGGCGGAGGCGAAGGAAAGGUACGAAGAAAACAACGAAAACUCCAACUCCAACAGCCACAAUCCACUUGCUACAUCCCUGAACGGUGGCGGCAAGUCCGUUCUGGGCAGUUCCGAAGACGAGAAGACUCCGUCGGGAACCCCGGACCAUUCUUCCUCCAGUCCGGCGCUGCUGCUGAGCCCGCCGCCGCCGGGCCUGCCGCCCCUCCACAGUCUGGGCCAUCCACAAGGCCCCAGUGCUAUCCCAGUCCCCAGCGGAGACCCCCUGCAACAUCACCACGGCCUGCAGGACUCCAUCCUCAACCCCAUGUCUGCCAACCUGGUGGACCUGGGUUCUUAGAGACACUCAUCGCGCUGUACUCCGGCUCCUUCAUCGCCCGCCCUGCUCAGGCUCCAACCCUUUCCUAUGCCCAAGCCCCUUUCGCCCUCUGUCCGCCCUUUCUUUUGAUUCCAAAAAGUUUUAUUAGUUUGGAUACUGUAUUUUUGAAAUGAAAGAAGGCAAAGUGCUGAGAAGCCGUGCUGUCAGCCGAAGGCCGGUGGGCUGGCGGCGGGUACUGGAGAAGGUACUGUAAAAGCCCCUGGACCUUAGUGGUAUAACGUCUUAAAGGGGUCGGGCCAGGGCCAGGCCAGGGAGCUGGGUGCUCCGCGCCGGAGGAAGAAGGGAUGAUCGUCUUUAUUUUUGUUGUUGUUUUUACCCAAGUGGGUCCCCGACCCCACCCCCAGAUCUUUAGGGCCUGUUUCUUGAACUCGGGAUAGGAAGAAAUUCUGGUCCCGGUACCAGCAGUUUUGUUUCCUCGCUUGGACUUUAACCAUUCCCAGGCUACCUCCUGGGGGCUCGACCACUCUUAAGUUUCUCCCUCUUACUCUGUCUCUUUGUCUCUGUUUCUCUGUCUCUGCCUCCGCCUAUGUUUCUCUUCACUUUCUCCCGCCUUUCUUUUUGGUUCUUGCUUUCUUUAAACUCUUUCUCUCUUCGGAUUUUCUGUAUCCUGAGUCUGUCUUUUUUUUCUUCCAUCUCACACUCCCCAUUAUCAUCGCCACCAAUCUUUAUGUUUCCGUCUAUCUUUCUAUCUGAUUCCCUCUAAAUAUCUCCCUGCUUCAGGUAGAAACAAGGCCCUGGGGGUUAAGGGGAAGUAGAUUCUAAGACGGGACCUCGCCGGAGUGAGAGAGGUUCACUUCCAGCUACAGGUGUAAGAUUUUCGUAUUGAUCCUUGAAGAGGGAAAAGGAAAUGAAGCCUGAUUAUAACUAGUUUCGGGUAUUUCUGUCCCGCGAUUUGGCUCCUGGAUUGGACUUUCCUACUUCCUGGCUGGACGGACUGGGGUUGGGAGGAGCAGCAGGCUUUUUAGAAGGCGAAAAUGAACAAAAAGGGGGGGUUGGACUCCCAAUCCCUCACCCCCAAACUCCGACUGUGACCUGUCCGAGUUUCUCUCUCCCUGUUUAUACCCUCUUGUGAAUGUUCUUCGGGAAAAUAUUUCUGCUUUUAUUUUAUAAUAAAAUUAGAAAUCUUAAAAAAAAAAAAUCUAAACAAACCCACAAUGCAAUCCAA
Molecule: messenger RNA, 2938 nt
Organism: Antechinus flavipes (yellow-footed antechinus)
Lineage: Eukaryota; Metazoa; Chordata; Mammalia; Dasyuromorphia; Dasyuridae
Gene: SIX2
Product: SIX homeobox 2
Exons: 2
Coding region: 856-1734 (292 amino acids)
Biological process (GO): kidney development; regulation of transcription by RNA polymerase II
Cellular component (GO): transcription regulator complex; nucleus
Molecular function (GO): DNA-binding transcription factor activity, RNA polymerase II-specific; RNA polymerase II cis-regulatory region sequence-specific DNA binding
Source: RefSeq, a predicted model, not a curated record